Messenger RNA from Echinops telfairi (small Madagascar hedgehog), 2418 nucleotides. It is a transcript of the gene NADSYN1, whose product is annotated as NAD synthetase 1. Gene Ontology annotation, biological process: NAD+ biosynthetic process. Gene Ontology annotation, molecular function: NAD+ synthase (glutamine-hydrolyzing) activity; ATP binding; glutaminase activity. Gene Ontology annotation, cellular component: cytoplasm. Bases 560 to 2245 code for a protein of 561 amino acids. The transcript is spliced from 17 exons. The record is from RefSeq and is a predicted model, not a curated record. Lineage: Eukaryota; Metazoa; Chordata; Mammalia; Afrosoricida; Tenrecidae.
AACAAUGGGGAAACGGUCAAUGUGGUUAGAUGUCUUUGUGCCACACAUCCGCCCGCAGGUGCACACGCACACACAUACAUACACAUGCACCUCUCUCAUCCAGCAAUAACCAUCAGUCCUUUUAAGUCAAGCACCACUGUAUCUCAGAUGCCCCUCCACAGUCACGUGUCUUCCCUUUGGCCCCAGUGGCAUACGGGGGACCAUCCUGGGCAUCCGAGAAUGUCUGCCAGCACCCCGGGCUCUACUCCCUCCGACAGACUUGGGCUAAUCCCUUUCUGUGGACUCCCCAUCUGUAAAGGACCUCAGGAUCGGCAGAAUGGAGAGUCGGUAGGUCUCCAUGAGACAGGCCACCCCAGAAGCCACCCUAGUGGACAGGAGGUCACGAAGGGGCAUGAUGAGGGUGCCAAUACAGCAGUGCCAACAUAACUGUCCCACACAGGGCUGCCAGGACUCGUAGCCCAUCAGCAGCCCCUAGCAGCUGUGCAUCGGAGCCCUGGCAGCAAAGUCAUGCGUUGGGCUUCAAUCCAAAAGGCACGUGGAAGAGUAUUUUCUCCCUCGCAUGAUCCAGGACCUGACCAAGCAGGAGACUGUCCCCUUUGGGGAUGCUGUGCUGGCCACACGGGACACGUGCAUCGGGAGUGAGAUCUGUGAGGAGCUCUGGACGCCCCACAGCCCACAUGUGGACAUGGGCCUGGAUGGCAUCGAGAUCUUCACCAAUGCCUCUGGCAGCCACCACGUGCUGCGCAAAGCCCACGCCAGGGUGGACCUGGUGUCCAUGGCCACCACCAAGACAGGUGGCAUCUACCUGCUGGCCAACCAGAAAGGCUGCGAUGGGGACCGCCUGUACUACGACGGCUGCGCCACCAUCGCCAUGAACGGCAGCUUCUUUGCCCAGGGUGCCCAGUUCUCCCUGGACGAUGUGGAAGUCCUCACGGCCACUCUGGACCUGGAGGAUGUGCGCAGCUACCGGGCAGAGAUCUCCUCACGGAGCCUGGCGGCCAGCCGAGUGGAGCCCUUCCCCCGAGUGAAGGUGGACUUUGCCCUCUCAAGCCGGGAUGACCUGCUGCUGCCGCUGUCAGAGCCCAGCCAGUGGAAGCACCACAGUCCUGCUGAGGAGAUAAGCCUGGGGCCCGCGUGCUGGCUCUGGGACUUCCUACGGCGCAGCCAGCAGGGGGGGUUCCUCCUGCCCCUAAGCGGCGGGCUGGACAGCGCGGCCACCGCCUGCAUCGCCUUCUCCAUGUGUCACCUGGUCUGCGAGGCCGUCAGGAAUGGAAACCAGCAGGUCCUGGCUGACGUCCGGACCAUCGUGGACGAGGCUACCUACACCCCCCAGGACCCCCGAGAGCUCUGUGGACGGUUGCUGACCACCUGCUACAUGGCCAGUGAGAAUUCUUCCCGGGACACGUGCCAGAGGGCUAGGGAGUUGGCCCAGCAGAUUGGGAGCCACCACGUGGGUGUCAGCAUCGAGCCCGCCGUGAAGGCCAUCGUGGGCAUCUUCAGCCUGGUGACCGGGAAGUUCCCUCUGUUUGCAGCGCAUGGGGGCAGCAGCAGGGAGAACCUGGCUCUUCAGAACGUCCAGGCCCGGGUCCGAAUGGUGCUCACCUACCUGUUUGCUCAGCUGAGUCUCUGGUCUCGGGGUGCCCGCGGGGGCCUGCUUGUGCUCGGAUCUGCCAACGUGGACGAGAGCCUCCUCGGCUACCUGACCAAGUACGACUGCUCCAGUGCCGACAUCAACCCCAUUGGGGGCAUCAGCAAGACCGACCUGCGGGAGUUUGUACUGCUGUGCACGGAGCGCCUCCAGCUGCCUGCCCUGGCCAGCAUCCUCGCCGCCCCAGCCACUGCCGAGCUGGAGCCCCUGGCUGACGGACGCGUGGCCCAGACCGACGAGGAGGACAUGGGGAUGACGUACUCAGAACUGUCCGUCUACGGCCGGCUCCGGAAGGUGGCCAAGAUGGGGCCCUACAGUAUGUUCUGCAGGCUGGUGACCCUGUGGCGAGAGCAGUGCAGCCCCCGGCAGGUAGCAGAAAAGGUGCAGCGGUUUUUCUCAAAGUACUCGGCAAACAGACACAAAAUGACCACGCUCACGCCCGCCUACCAUGCGGAGAGCUACAGUCCUGAUGACAACAGGUUUGACCUGCGGCCCUUCCUGUACAACACCAGCUGGCCCUGGCAGUUCCGCUGCAUCCAGAGGGAGGUCCAGCAGCUGGAGGGGUGUGGGCAGCAGGACCUGGACAGCGUGGACUGAGGCCAGGCUCUUCGGAGGCCCCUUGCCCCAUGGGGGCUGAGCUGGAUGCUGUGCCACCGUUGUGGCGGCCAAGGGCGCCGGCUCCCUGCCCUGCCAGCUCCACUCUUCACGCCAGCCCGCCCUCCGGCCUCUUCUUUCAGAGGGGCUGAAAUAAACAAGAGUGAGACUUGUCA